Molecule: messenger RNA, 613 nt
Organism: Linum tenue
Lineage: Eukaryota; Viridiplantae; Streptophyta; Magnoliopsida; Malpighiales; Linaceae
Source: the annotation of a GenBank genome assembly
UCUCAUGGGGCUGUCGUUGGUUUCCCCUGGAUCCGGCGGUGGCCCUAAAAAAAUCAAGUCCUUUUCUCUUUUCUUUUAUUAGGUUGUUCUCUUCUUCCCUUUGAUUUUGUUUUUCCUUUUCCUUUUCCUUGCUGUUUCUUGCUUGUUCCUCCCCUUUCUGGUUUUCUUCCUUCCCAUGGAUGAUGACUUCUCUCCCUCCUUGUUGAGAUGUAUUUUGCUCCCACCUUGCUGGUUUCCAGAUCUUGUGUGGAUGAUUUCCGGAUCUGUGGGUUUGAGGAGCCACGGUUCUGUCCUUGUUCAGGGGUUACUCCUCUGGUUUGUCUGUUGUUGCAGGUAGAUCUUGGAGAGGUUCUGAGUUUGGUUCCCUAUGUCCUUUCUUGCGGCCGUUGUCCUCUCGUCGGCGAUGUGUUGUCCUUUCUGGUGAUUCUUCCCCGGCGAAAGACGUCUCAUGUUGGUAGGAGUUGGUGCGGCGUGUUUUUGGAGAUAGGGGAUGCUUUCGGUGGCCACCAGGCAAUGCUUGGUCAACUGAUGUAGGGAUUCUAGAUUGGGCUUUCGGGAUCCACUUGUUCGGAUCAGGCCUUGGGCCUUGGUUUGGGUGUUGGGCCAAUGUAAA